UAACUUAAACGUCGAGUUGAGAAGUUUAAAUUUUAUAAGUAGCUGGCAAGCGAUGCCGAUUGCAAAACUAAAAUCGAAUUUAUUCGAGAAAAAUUUAUUUAUUCAUUAAUUAAAUAAAUAUAUUAUUUGUAAAAAAAAAAAAGAAUAUUUCCUUUCGUUAUUUGAAUUAAGAGAGUGAAGGAAAGAAAAAAUGCCGCCAGCGAAUGUGUGCGCAAAUUUAACGAUAGCCUUUUAUACAAUAAUUAUUGUAAUGCAUUUUGCCGGCUGUCAGAUGCAAGAAGAGUUAAAUGCAACUUCUAGGCCAGCAACACAAGAGACUCAUUGGCAGCAACGAACUACGAGACCGACAACAACACGAAAUACUGCCACACGUUGGAGAGCGGCUCCCAACCCUAAUACCUAUAACUGUGAUUAUAAAGAUUUAUUAACCAAGAUGCAUGACCGCGUCAAUUUACUGGUAUCAAUGGAUGAAGAUCAACGCAAACAUUUGGAUAACAUUGAUAAGAAAAUUGUUCAGUUUGAGGCGAGCAAUUUGGCGCGCAUGGAGUCGCUGGCUGUGCAGCAAUUAAAUUUUCACAAACGCAUCGAUGUUGUGGAGCAUAUGCAACGCCUAACGCGCGAGAGCGUCGUCGAGUUGUUAGGUGAAUUCGAAACAUAUACGAAGAAACUCAAUCACACUGAUCAAUCACACAAUAACAAAGCAAAUAUUGAUUUAAACGAAUUGAAUACUGUACGCAAAGCUCGUCAAUUACCGCAGCAAUACAAUCAAACUACACUAGGUAGUGGUGGUGGUAAUAUUGGCGAUAACGACUUUUCCAAUUCACAAAAGUUAAACGCUAUGGCGGUGUUUUUGGUUUCACUUAGAACGGCCGUAAAAGAUUUACAAAACGAUUUACAAACCAAUGUUACCCGUCUUCUGCAACAAACUGGAAAUGUUCAAAGGCGUUUCAAUAACUUGAUCAGACGACAACUUAACCAACUUAGUUAUUUACCCCCUCACCUGGCGUCAGCAUCACAACCGCAAUUGGUGACCAGUUGUGCUCAAAGUGAUGCACCUGUGCGGGGCAUACUACGUUUGCAAUUGACAAGCUCUUCGGAACCGUUUUAUGUUAUGUGCGAUAGCCAGUCCAUGGGCGGCGGUUGGACAGUGAUCAUGAAUCGGUUCAAUGGCGAUAUAAAUUUCGAGCGCGGCUGGCUCGACUACAAAAACGGCUUUGGCAACUUGGCCGGUGAAUUUUUCAUCGGUCUCGAUAAAUUGUACGCUUUAACUGCUGUUGAGAUAAACGAAUUGCUGAUUGUCUUGGAAGAUUUUCCAGGCAAUCGUAAAUACGCCCGAUAUAAUUUGUUUGCCAUUGGGAACGAACAGGAAAUGUACGAAUUGAAGUUGCUGGGCAAAUAUGAAGGUGACGCUGGCGACUCGUUUAGCUAUCAUGCCGGCAGUAAAUUUUCUACUUAUGACAACGAUAAUGACGGUUGCGUCGAUUGUAAUUGCGCUCAGUCGCAUAAGGGCGCCUGGUGGUAUAAUUGGUGCGAUCAAAGCAAUUUGAUGGGUCCGUAUCAUUCUAUGGAUGACAAUAAAAUCGAACAAUACCGCGGCAUGUACUGGCAAGACUGGCUGGGUCCCACUUACUCUCUAAAAGCAGCUAAAAUGAUGAUACGUCCCAUUAAUUGGGAUCAGGAUGCUCGUAGACGUUGAGUUUCUCUCUUUUCUUUCUUUUUUUUGUAUUUGUUUUUUUUUUUUUUGUUUUUUUUUUUCAUUUUGUACAAAACUCAUAAAUGUGUUCAAAUAUUUGAAGAGCGAUGUUUUAUAAGUACAUAUAUACAUACAUAAUACAUAAAUUAUUAUUCUUUAAUACAGUAUUUAUUAAAAAGUAACUGCUUCUAAUAAAAAAAGAAUAAAUGCUUACGUCAUCUUACUUAA
This is a messenger RNA of Glossina fuscipes, 1921 nucleotides long. Its product is annotated as angiopoietin-related protein 7. Bases 191 to 1696 code for a protein of 501 amino acids. Lineage: Eukaryota; Metazoa; Arthropoda; Insecta; Diptera; Glossinidae. The record is from RefSeq and is a predicted model, not a curated record. The transcript has 6 exons.